AUGCAGCAGAAGGCUGCAAAACAAUCCACAAAAACACACCGCAGAUCCCGCACAGGUUGCUUCACGUGCCGUCUGCGUCGCAAGAAGUGUGACGAGGGCAAGCCUUGCUGCUCAGCAUGCAAACACCUCGGCCUGACAUGCGAGUACAAGCGACCCGUCUGGUGGGGCAACGUCGACCAGCGCAAGCGACAGAAGGAGUUGAUCAAGUCGUCCAUCAAACGCACAAAGCUCACCGAGAAGGCCGCGCAUCUCACAUCGCCGCCAAACAGCAUCGGGUCGCCGCCCGAUCUGUCCCACUCGCUGCCCACAUCCGACACCCUCUCCGAGACCCUGGCACGACACCGAUCAGUCUCGAUCGACUCGCAGUACACACAGUACGAGGAGGUUGACAUGCACAUGCACCAUGGCAUGCACCCGCUCCAAUACCAGCAGCAGUACCAUCAUCAGCAACAGCAGCAGCAACAGCAGCAGCAGCACUUUGGCGGUGUGCAGUCCCCCUACGAGUACGACGGCUUCGUACAGAAGGAGACCUACGUGAAUGGCUUCCCCGUUCCCGCUCCCCGGCGGUCAUCGAGCAGUGCUUCAUACGCCAGCAGUAAUCUGCGACGGAACUCAGUCGCAGUCGAGCAGCCCUUCUUCUCUCACCACGUCACAGCACCCGAGCCGUUGUCUUCCGAGGACUACUUCGACUACAACCAGUACGUGCCCAACGAGGCACUGGCAUACGUGCCUGUCGAGGGCGGCGACCGCGAGCUGCUCGAUCACUUCCUCCGGGAUGUGCAGCGCCUGAUCUUCCCGAUCCUGGACCUGCACGGAACUGCGCGACAGGACGUGGUCGUGCCUGCUCUGAUCAACAACGAGUCGUACCGCCACUGCUGUCUCAGCAUCGCCGCGCUGCACCUCAAGACCACACAGCACCUGACGGGCGUCAACGCCGACCUGGUCGACCAGGACAUCACAAGGCAUCGCUUCAAGACCAUCUCCGGUCUGUGCGAGGCCCUCAACAAGGAUACCGACCACCUUAAGAUUCUUGAAGCCACCUUGGGCAUGAUCCUCUUUCAGUGCUCGGUUGGCUCGCCUGACGACUCGCUUCCCGACAUCCCAUGGCACCAGCACUUCCAGGCCGCUAGCAGCCUGGUCAACAAGCUGGACCUGACGGUGUACCUGCAGCGCAUCGACCGCAACACACCUUUGACACCGACACUGAACAUGACUCUGACCUCCUGGAUCGACAUCCUCGGAGCAACCAUGCUAGGCCGCGCGCCGCUCUUCGCCGACACCUACCGGAUUAAGCACCUGUCCGCGGGCAACUCCGGGCUCCGCGAGCUCAUGGGCUGCGAAGACCGUGUGAUGUACCUGAUCUCUGAGAUCGCCUGUCUCGAAGCGCUCAAGACACAGAACAUGCUGAGCGACAUGGACCUAUGCAGCCACAUCGAGUCGCUCGCGCACCAGAUCGACAUGACGGAGGACGCGUCGGCAGCCUCGGGGUGCCACACCCCACCGCCGGUAGUGCAGAGCGGCCGCGUCGACCCGCGCGCGCUCACCGCACAGAUGACGUCCGCCUUCCGCUGCGCAGCACGCAUCUACCUCUGCUCGCUCGUCCCUGGCUUCGAUCGUACGCAGCCGCAGAUUCUGCAGUUGCUCGAGAAGCUCACUGCGUGCCUCGAGGGGAUCCCCGCCGGACCCGAUGGCUUCGAUCGCAGCCUCGUGUGGGUCAUGCUCAUUGGUGGUGGUGUUGCCGCCCCGGAUAGUGGGUUUAGGAGGUUCUUUGAGGAGAGGUGUGCGCAUCUCGGCGAGGAGGGGGAUUAUGGCAGCUUUGGACGCAUGAGGACUGUCCUUGAGGAGGUCUGGAGGGUGCGCGAGGCCGGUGAGGAGGCGACUUGGAGAGAGGUUAUGGAGGUCCAGGGGUGGCAGUAUUUGCUGGUAUAG
This is a messenger RNA of Tricharina praecox, 1929 nucleotides long. Its product is annotated as fungal-specific transcription factor domain-containing protein. Gene Ontology annotation, molecular function: zinc ion binding; DNA-binding transcription factor activity, RNA polymerase II-specific; transcription cis-regulatory region binding. The record is from RefSeq and is a predicted model, not a curated record. Gene Ontology annotation, biological process: positive regulation of transcription by RNA polymerase II. Gene Ontology annotation, cellular component: nucleus. NCBI's taxonomy places the organism in Eukaryota, Fungi, Ascomycota, Pezizomycetes, Pezizales, Pyronemataceae. Bases 1 to 1929 code for a protein of 642 amino acids. The transcript is spliced from 3 exons.